This is a messenger RNA of Saccharomycopsis crataegensis, 1140 nucleotides long. RefSeq names its product putative phosphatidylinositol-3,4,5-trisphosphate 3-phosphatase (gene TEP1). Bases 1 to 1140 code for a protein of 379 amino acids. The record is from RefSeq and is a predicted model, not a curated record. The transcript has a single exon. Gene Ontology annotation, cellular component: plasma membrane; cytosol; cell projection. Gene Ontology annotation, biological process: phosphatidylinositol dephosphorylation; regulation of phosphatidylinositol 3-kinase/protein kinase B signal transduction; phosphatidylinositol 3-kinase/protein kinase B signal transduction. Gene Ontology annotation, molecular function: phosphatidylinositol-3,4,5-trisphosphate 3-phosphatase activity; protein tyrosine phosphatase activity; protein tyrosine/serine/threonine phosphatase activity. Lineage: Eukaryota; Fungi; Ascomycota; Saccharomycetes; Ascoideales; Saccharomycopsidaceae.
AUGACAAUCACCUCUAUUCUUCGAACUCUUCAUUCGAUCCAAAACCAAUCAUUACCACAAGCUUUUUCUUCCUACAAUCAACUAGAUAUUUCACAAAUCACGUCACAAAUAUUAGUGUGUUCCGAGCCGGUGAGUACUGGCAAGUUACCGUCGAUAUGGUACAAAAACUCGCUUAAUGAAUUGAUCAAGUAUCUUAAUUUCAAUCACCCCAAUAAAUGGUUAAUUGUCAACCUUCAACAGGAGCCUAGCCAGUACGAAGAUUGUCAGGUAUUUGGCAAUGUGGUGCACCAUCCGUUUCCCGACCACCAACCCCCACCGUUCGUGAUGUUUGUGAAGAUUGUGAAAACCAUCCAUCGAUAUUUAUCUGAGGACGGUGACCGGAUAGUGUUGAUCCAUUGUAAAGCCGGGAAAGGUCGUUCAGGGACCGUGGUAUGUGGGUACUUGAUGAACUAUUAUCACAUUGGGGCCGAUGAGGCCAAUCGGUACUACAGUGCCAAAAGAAUGCGAUGGGGGAUGACGGGGGUAUCGAUUCAUAGCCAACAACGAUACUUGGGGUAUUUUGAACAAUGGACGAAAAUGGGGAAACUCGAACAGAUUAAAGUAAUGGGGAAUGCUGUUGCUGGGAAGAAGAUGAUGAAGGUGUACGGGAUUAGGGUGAUUGAUCGGAGUUUCUUGGAGUUGGAUCCCAAAGAUUUGCGGGUGCUGGUUUGGGAUUAUUAUGACACCAGAGGGGAAAUGCGGCUAGUUUGGAAAGCCGAGGGAGGUUAUCAAGGGGAGCAGCAGCAGCAGCAGCAGCAGGCGGCCAGGGUUGAGCGAUGUGGAGUGACGGAAGGCGGCCCAAAGAAUGUGGUGUAUUACCGGUUUAAGCAGCCUUUGUACACCAAUUGCGACGUCCGGAUAGUUUUGGGUAAUCGUAAUGCGCGGUGGGGGUUGGGACUAGUGGACCAUUGCGGGUUUUGGUUCCACGGAUACUUCGAGAAGAACAAGGAGAAGACAAAGACAAAGACAAGUACCACUGAAAGUAGUGGAAAUACGGUGUUCAGCAUUGCCCACAGAGAAACAGACGGGUAUUGUGGGCUGGGGAUCAGGCCAGGGUUGCAAUUGUUUGAGCGGGUUGAGGUUGUGUAUUACUGCAAGUGA